Molecule: messenger RNA, 1000 nt
Organism: Parnassius apollo (apollo)
Lineage: Eukaryota; Metazoa; Arthropoda; Insecta; Lepidoptera; Papilionidae
Source: the annotation of a GenBank genome assembly
AUGUUACUGCGUAACAUAAGCAACGAAGAGCCGCUCUUUGAAGUACCAGGACUUUCCACCAGUAGCAUCUUAGCGUUGUCAAUAAGGUCGUAUAACAGUAAAGGCUUAAGUGAAGCUUUUACGCUAGCCUGCAGUUUAUUGCAAUAUCCGGAACGAAGAACAGCGCAAGUGCCCGUCAAAGUAGAAUUAACGACACUACUAAUAACAGUUCUGGCGGCGGUAGUGAUAAUUACAGUCAUGGCGACGGUGUCCGCCGCAGUGUGCUACUGCAAGUAUUGUAAUAACAAGGAAGAUACAAACGAGAAAGCUAAAUCACCUCAAGAAGAGAGUUCAAACAUGUUGCUUACAGGUGAGAAAAAGACUGACAGUGCUGAUAGCUUAGAUAAGAAUCCUGAUAUUAUACCUUUAAACACGAAACUAAGUGAUACUUGUUCUAACAAAUCUUCAAACACAGACAACAGUUCUGUCAGACCUUUAAUAUCUACAACUAAUGUAGAUGAAUUUGAAAUACCUAAUCGUUUCAAUGCACAUUACAAUCAUACGAUGAACAGUACUUACCAGUAUGAACAUCCACUGAGAUAUAGGAUACCAAAUAUUCAACCAAGUUUGGCGCCGAUGCCAAACAUUGGAACAAAUGUUUAUAGGCAACCGUUUCAUAAUGUUUAUGAGGAUUGGUUGAGAUAUAAAAACACGUUACCUUUAGACAGUAGCCAUUUGCUACCAUUAGAGCAACUAAGACCGCCAGACGAAUAUAUCUCUCCGCCACCUCCGGUACUCAGCGACUUAUGUCGGAAUCCAAAUUUCCAGUGCCAUCUGCAGGAAUCGCAUUUACGAGAAAUGGAACAAAGACAUCCCUCAAAUGAAACUAAUCCGACUUUGAGUCAAAAUCUGAAAAUGUCUGAUUUACCCUCUGUGAGAGUACAUUCAGAAAGUAAUAGUGCAUAUUUUAAUAAGUUCGGUGUUGCAACAAACACUAUACCCCGCAUGAAAGGUACUAAUA